Molecule: messenger RNA, 1220 nt
Organism: Pyrus x bretschneideri (Chinese white pear)
Lineage: Eukaryota; Viridiplantae; Streptophyta; Magnoliopsida; Rosales; Rosaceae
Product: cytokinin riboside 5'-monophosphate phosphoribohydrolase LOG3
Exons: 7
Coding region: 267-926 (219 amino acids)
Biological process (GO): cytokinin biosynthetic process
Cellular component (GO): nucleus; cytosol
Molecular function (GO): hydrolase activity, hydrolyzing N-glycosyl compounds
Source: RefSeq, a predicted model, not a curated record
UGUGUGUGUGUGUGUGUUUGCAAAGGGUGUGAGCUUCAAGCGUGCUGAAGAGGCACUCACGUGCGAGGGGGGCUUAUAAAUACGCAUGUAGAGAAACGGCACCACCAACACAAAGUUGGGAGGUUUUUCUGAGUUGAAUUUUCUUUUUUCCUGGAACACAGAGGUCAGAAGCAAAACAGAGACAGAGGAACUGGCAAAAGAAAAAAGAAAAAGUUGUCUUGAAUUAUUCAUUAGAUUUUGUAAAGUGACUGAAAAAGUUGAGAGAAAUGGAGAUUGAGAGUGAAAUGCAGCAGCAAUCCAGGUUUAGGAGGAUUUGUGUGUUUUGUGGGAGCAGCCAAGGGAAGAAGAGCAGCUACCAGGAUGCUGCCAUUGAGCUUGGCAAAGAACUGGUUUCAAGGAACAUUGAUCUGGUGUAUGGAGGGGGCAGCAUAGGACUGAUGGGUUUGGUUUCACAAGCUGUUCAUGAUGGUGGUCGCCAUGUCAUUGGAGUUAUUCCCAAGACGCUCAUGCCUCGAGAGAUAACUGGUGAGACUGUGGGGGAAGUGAAGGCAGUUGCAGACAUGCAUCAAAGAAAGGCAGAGAUGGCUAAGCACUCGGAUGCUUUUAUUGCCUUGCCCGGUGGUUAUGGAACUCUGGAAGAGUUACUUGAGGUCAUCACAUGGGCUCAGCUUGGAAUUCAUGACAAGCCAGUGGGAUUGCUGAAUGUCGAUGGAUACUACAAUUCCUUGCUAUCGUUCAUCGACAAGGCCGUGGAAGAGGGAUUUGUUAGCCCAAGCGCACGCCACAUAAUUAUAUCGGCACCAACAGCCAAGGAGCUGGUGAAGAAACUGGAGGAUUAUGUCCCAUGUCAUGAAAGAGUUGCUCCAAAGUUGAAUUGGGACGUAGAGCAGCUUGGCUACACACAAGAAUAUGACAUCUCUAGGUGAUAUUAUGGGCUUGCAAGGCAGGCAUUCAACCACUAAAGCACUAAAGCUCGUUGGAAUUUUGGAAGUUGAAGAGGCUAAUUUGUAGAACUCUAAAUUUCAGAUAUGGGGAUCUUUUUUUUUGUUUUUGUUUUUCCAAUGUAAAUUAUUGGAAUUGACCUCACUAUGUGAAGCUUCAAUAUUCUAUGUUUGUGGAAGUUUCCUUCCCAUUUCUUAACUUGUAAGUAACUGAACAGCACUUGAGGCUUUUGUGAACCUUCCCCUAUAUUAACUAAUUUAUACAUUUAUUGUUCAGCA